AUGGUGCACAACACGGCAGGAAGGCUGCGGGCUCGCUACAUUGAAUACGGCGUGAACUACGCCGAGGACAGUGACUUGCUGAGCCGCUUCCUGGAGGAGCAUGGCCCCACUUCCAAGAGGGAGGUUACGGUGUCAGGCACGGAUGGGGAAGGCAAUCCAGUCACCCACAAAUUCGAACUGCAUGAGGAAGCAAUCAAGGGCCAAAAGUCCAAGGGCGACAUGGAGUCUUGCAUCUCUGUCACUUCCCUGUUUGCGCAGGAAGUGGUGAAGCACCUCCUCAAGCGGAUGGAGAGCCUUGAUUCGCUCGUCGGCGCGAAGCUGUUUCUGCCUGACGCUUACCCCGAUGGCCCUGUGAAGAGAGAGCGCGUCUGCCAGGAGUGGUUCCAGUCUCUCCGCGAGCUCUUCAAGGCGGACAAGUUUGCGCUGCCAGUACAAGGACCAGACGUUCCAUUCGAGCCUCAAGCACAUGCUGCGCAGUGA
This is a messenger RNA of Closterium sp. Yama58-4, 480 nucleotides long. Lineage: Eukaryota; Viridiplantae; Streptophyta; Zygnematophyceae; Desmidiales; Closteriaceae. The record is from the annotation of a GenBank genome assembly.